GAAAGCGGGCAGGUCGUGCUGGUUUGAACAGACGCAGAGAUGGACGGGACCGAGGCCAGCCGGAGGAACUGUACAGGAGAGCGGAGUGGGUCGGAUCCCAAAGUCAACAAGAGCGGCUCGGGGGAACGGGUUAUGCUUAAGAAGGAGAUAGGGCUGAUGAGCGCCUGCGCUAUUAUUAUAGGUAACAUUAUCGGUUCAGGUAUCUUCAUCUCCCCGAAAGGCGUCUUGGAGCACGCCGGCAGCGUAGGCUUCUCCCUCAUCGUCUGGGUCCUCGGUGGAGGGAUCUGCGCUUUGGGAUCACUCUGUUAUGCUGAACUGGGCGUCACCAUUCCCAAAUCUGGUGGAGAUUACUCUUACGUAACCGAGAUCUUUGGAGGACUGGUGGGGUUCCUUUUGCUAUGGAGUGCGGUAUGGAUCAUGUACCCAACGACACUGGCCGUUAUCGCCCUGACGUUCUCAAACUACGUCCUGCAGCCCGCCUUCCCUAACUGCCUGCCUCCCUACGUCGCCACUCGUCUCCUCUCUACCAUCUGCAUCCUGCUGCUCACGUGGGUGAACUGCUCCAGUGUGCGCUGGGCCACACGCAUCCAGGAUUUCUUCACCAUUGGAAAACUGCUUGCUCUUGUGCUAAUCAUUGUAGUGGGCUUGGUGCAGAUUUGCAAAGGUCACUACGAUGCUCUGGACCCUCAGACAGCAUUCCAGUUCAUACGGGAUCCUUCAGUGGGUCAGAUCGCGCUGGCAUUCCUACAGGCCUCGUUUGCCUUCAGCGGCUGGAACUUCCUCAACUAUGUGACCGAGGAGGUGGUGGAGCCACGCAAGAACCUGCCACGUGCCAUCUACAUCUCCAUCCCACUGGUUACGUUGGUGUACACACUUACUAACAUCGCCUACUUCUCCUCCAUGACCCCUGAAGAGCUUCUAGCAUCCAACGCUGUUGCUGUGACGUUCGGUGAGAAGCUGUUAGGGAUGUUCUCCUGGGUAAUGCCCAUCUCCGUGGCUCUGUCAACAUUCGGAGGGAUCAAUGGCUAUUUGUUCACUUCUUCUAGGUUGUGUUUCUCAGGAGCGAGAGAGGGCCACCUUCCCUACCUGCUGGCCAUGAUCCAUUUAAAAAACUGCACACCCAUCCCAGCUCUGCUUGUCUGUUGCACAGCAACCAUAGUCAUCCUGUGUAUAGGUGAGACUCAUAACCUGAUCAACUACGUAUCUUUUAUAAACUUCCUCUCGUACGGGGUCACCAUUGCUGGACUGCUGUACUAUCGCUGGAAGAAACCGAAACUUUUUAGACCUAUUAGGGUCAGUUUGCUGGUCCCCAUUAGUUAUCUGCUGUUUUGGGCUGUAUUGCUCGGGUUCAGUUUGUACUCUGAGCCCGUAGUGUGUGGCAUGGGGCUGGUCAUCAUGCUCACCGGAGUUCCAAUCUACUUUAUCGGAGUGCAAUGGACAGAAAAGCCACGCUGGAUCUAUAGCGCAGUGGAGCGCGUGACGUACAUCGGGCAGAAGCUGUGUUAUGUGGUGUUUCCUCAGCAGGAUCCCUCUGAGACAGUUUCUCUCACCGAAGACACGGAGUCAAAGUCAGAGCUUUGAGCCUCAAAUCUCUCAGGGAAAUUUUCCUCUAUUUAUUUUAUAGAGGAAAACACAACAGAGGCAGUUUGUCUUUCGUGUUUUUGGAGGCGUACAGAUGGCUUCCACUACGGUGCUCUAGUUUGUACAUUUUUUAUGUCCGUUAAAGGUGAUACGUAUUGCCUUUUACAUUUUUUUGGCCUUACUGUGCCUCAGUUCUGGAUGUCGGCGUGUGUAAAAUGAACCUUCUGCCUUUAAAGGAACUGGUUUCCACCAACCACCAAACAGGUGAAGUCUUUUUGUCUGCCUUACUGCCCGGAGGCCAUUCCUGGUUUUAAAACAGAGCAUGUGUUUUUGUGUCAUGUAGGAUCUCUUCAUUUUAUUUCUGCUUUUGUUGUUUUUGUAUUAACAGCGCUUGAUGUUUAAUCUUCUGCUCCACAUGUGUGCAUGCUUUCCAUUGUUCACUUGUAACCCUUUCAUAUUUGGUUUCUGUGCAGUGUGUGCCCAGGAAUGGUCCCACGACUUGUGUGCACUUAUUUAGUAGGCACUUUUAAAAAUGACUUUCAGCUCUUAUCUUUACUUUAUGCAUACACUAAGGGUUAUAUCAUUUGUACGCACUUAUUACUUUUUUUUUGUGCUAUUUUUGGCUCUAAAUAAUAGUGGUCCUGUGGGGGUCCUGACCAUUAAAGAACAGGGUGAAAGGGGGCAAACAAAGCAUGUAGUGAAACAAAUGGACUACAGUCAUUAAUUGUAGAACUACAAAGUGCUUCUAUAUGGUGAGUGGAGCUGAUAAAAUGGACAGCGAGUGUAGAAACAAGGAGGUGGUUUUAAUGUUAUGGCUGAUCAAUGCUUCAUCUGCCUUAUAGAACCUGUUAAUGAAUACUUAAUGUAUUUAUGUGCAAUUACAAAUUUGGUUCUAAAUUGACAUUUACAGUUUUGUUUUUGCUGUCCUUGAAGUUUUGAACUGAACGUUUUAGGAUUUUUUCUGGAACAACUGGUGUGUGUUUGUGUUAAGUUUGUAUUAAGAAGUAUGAAUAUGUAUCACAAGCCUAAUCUUCUGUCUUCUUUCCUUUUAAAUUACAGUAGAACUAUGCAAUUAUGCAAUUUGUACUGCCACUAAAAGAAAAUGCACUUGUUCCAGAGUUUAGUCACUUUAAUAUAAAUCCCAGUUGAUCUCAGUUGUAACUGAUCUAUGCAAACAGAUUCUAUUUAACAGCUUAUUAAUACUUUUACCUUUAUAGUAGUAUGAUACAUUUCUGUACUUUUGCUCAGGAACAUUUUAGUCCCAAUACUUUUAGUGCACACUUGGUGUAAUGUUGGUACAAGAUUACAACAAGAUCAUUAUAAAGAAUACAGUAAUGCUACGCUUUGUCAAUUCCGUUUGCUUGUUAUGCUGUUUCUGGGUGAUCUAAUUGAAGCCACUUAAUUUGAUCGAUUCAAUUAACACUAAUCAUGGUUCUAUUUCUCAGCCUUAUUUAAGCUGGUGUAAAUUAUUAGAGUAUUAAUAAUACAAUUAUUAUUAUAAAGUACCAUUUUAGCUAGUUUAGACCAGUGUUGAGUGUUACUUGGUCAAAGACUCUCCAGAAUCUCCAGCAGUGCAAAUAUCGGCCCUAAAGACAGCAUUCCUGAGGUUAUCAUUUCUGCAUGUCUGCUAUAGAUAUCUUUCUUUUUGUAUAAAUAAAUGUACAGACUGUCUAUGGGUAACAAUAACUGCUCAAUAAAUUUAAUUCCCAAUAAAACAUCUCCUGAGACUUUCA
Molecule: messenger RNA, 3314 nt
Organism: Trichomycterus rosablanca
Lineage: Eukaryota; Metazoa; Chordata; Actinopteri; Siluriformes; Trichomycteridae
Gene: slc7a10a
Product: solute carrier family 7 member 10a
Exons: 11
Coding region: 40-1581 (513 amino acids)
Biological process (GO): D-serine transmembrane transport; amino acid transmembrane transport; D-alanine transmembrane transport
Cellular component (GO): membrane
Molecular function (GO): L-amino acid transmembrane transporter activity; neutral L-amino acid transmembrane transporter activity
Source: RefSeq, a predicted model, not a curated record